CCGAAAUUGAAGUUUCACAUUUGAUUCGUAUCUACCAUACAUACUCUUUAUCUCUUUUCGUAAUGACAUUUGUGUGAGAUUUGAUGGUUCAAAGAGAAAAUUGCACGCUACACCAGGUGCAAAUACUCAGGCAAUUUAUGAUAGCCUUACCUACUUCGUCUACGAUACGAUUGUCAACAGGAUUCCUAUGACCGGACUAGCAACAACAACGUUGUGCAAACUACCGUUUGGAUUCGGUCUAACCAUUGCAUACGUGAUAUAUCACUACUUCGCUUAUGUUUGCCUCUACUCGUCUACCCUUGUUUCCGUGCUGCGACUUAUAGCAGUUAUUGAACCCGUCGAUGCUGAGAAGAACGAAUGUGAUAAGUCUAAAAAAGAAAAUCUCAAAAGCAAAAAUAAUAGUAUUUUCUCAGUGUUUAGUCAGUCUUACAAAGAAGCUCGACAAGGAACUCACGGAGUGCUAAGGAGGAUUGAAAAUCUUCUUGUGAUAGAAGUUCAAAGAUACAGAUCGUUAGCCUUCAUAACAAUUGCUUUGUCUCACAUUAGACGACGCAGAUUUUAG
This is a messenger RNA of Cylicostephanus goldi, 562 nucleotides long. NCBI's taxonomy places the organism in Eukaryota, Metazoa, Nematoda, Chromadorea, Rhabditida, Strongylidae. The record is from the annotation of a GenBank genome assembly.